Fraxinus pennsylvanica is the source of this 3051-nucleotide messenger RNA. Lineage: Eukaryota; Viridiplantae; Streptophyta; Magnoliopsida; Lamiales; Oleaceae. The record is from the annotation of a GenBank genome assembly.
AUGAUUUUGAGUAUCCUCCACCGUUCGAUCUAUAUCGCUGUACUGACUUUCUCCAUUCUGGGCGUCGGCAUAGCUCGGCGUUAUGACAAUGAGACAGACCGGUUAGCAUUGCUUUCAUUCAAGUCCAGUAUAAGUGACGAUCCCUUCGGUGUCUUAAGCUCAUGGAAUGACUCUACGGGCCACUUCUGCAGAUGGCGGGGGGUGACAUGCAGUCGUCGCCACCAAAGGGUAACUAGGUUGGACUUAGAGUCUCAAAGCCUAACAGGGUCGAUAUCGCCUUCCGUUGGGAAUUUAAGCUUUCUCAAGGAACUAUAUUUAGAUAACAAUAGCUUCAUAAAUGGCGUUCCUCAAGAACUUGGUCAUUUGAGAAGGCUUGAGUACUUGUGGCUCAAUAACAACUCCCUUGGAGGCGUGAUUCCUGUCAAUAUCUCUGCCUGUUCAAAUCUUGUCCAAUUAGAUAUUUCCUAUAACAAUUUACACGGUGAAAUUCCAGGCCAACUCGACUCACUGUCACAACUCGAAGUACUUUAUGUUGACGAUAACAAUUUAACAGGUGAAAUCCCUGUUUCUUUUGGCAACUUAUCGUCUCUUGUCGAAUUUUUUGUAGCCAUCAAUAGUCUAGAUGGGAUGAUCCCAGAUUCAUUCGGGCAGCCAAGGAAACUGGAAACUCUCGCUUUGUCUGAUAAUGAAAUUUAUGGUACUGUCCCUUCCACGAUCUUCAAUCUCUCUGCUAUAAAAGGCUUUGACAUCUCUGGGAAUAGACUUCAAGGAAGUCUUCCUUCAGACAUGGGAAUCUCUCUUGUCAAUCUCACUUUCUUUAGCAUUGCUGAUAACCAGUUCACUGGAUCCCUUCCUUCUUCACUGUCCAAUAUGUCAAAUCUUGAAUACCUUAUGGUCGACUUCAACAAUCUUUCAGGAAAAUUCCCGAACCUUCCUAAAUCCCACAGGCUUAGUUGGUUGAGUGCCACUGGCAACCAACUUGGAAGUGGAGAAGUUGAUGACUUGAGUUUCAUUUCAUCAUUGACAAAUGCCACAGAAUUAGAAUCACUGGCAAUUAACAGCAAUAGCUUUGGAGGUGUCUUGCCUGAAUCCUUAGGCAAUCUCUCAAGUAAACUUGUCUUACUGUACUUAGACAACAAUCAGAUAUCUGGUCGAAUCCCAGAUGAAAUAGGGAACCUCUUUAAUCUGCAAGAUAUCCAGUUAUGGAACAACAAACUCAUUGGUAACAUCCCCCCUAUCAUUGGGAAACUCCAAAAUCUGAAAGAACUAGAUUUGUCUAUAAAUUGGCUCACGGGGGAAAUCCCAUCCUCCAUAGGCAAUUUAAGUACCUUGAUUCGUCUUUCGCUGAGGGAAAACAAAUUUAAUGGCAGCAUCCCUUCAAGUUUGGAAAAUUGCCAAAAUUUGCUACAACUCGAUCUUUCUAAGAACAACCUUAGUGGAAUGAUACCCCAUCAAAUUUUUGUUGCGUCUUUGUCACUAGCUCUAAACAUUUCUUGGAACCACUUGGUCGGUCCCCUUCCAGUUCAAGUCGGAAAUAUGAGGAAUAUAGGCCAGAUGGAUGUAUCCAACAAUAUGUUAUCCGGCGAGAUUCCAAACACCAUUGAUAACUGUGAAAGGUUGGAGGUGCUAAACAUGGAAGGGAACUUUUUUCGAGGGACAAUUCCUGAGUUAAAUUCAUUGCGUGGCAUUCAAUUUUUAGAUCUUUCAAACAACAAUCUAUCAGGUGAAAUUCCUGAUUAUUUUGGUGGCUUCAAGUUACAGUAUCUGAAUCUAUCACAUAAUGAUUUCAGUGGCACAUUAUCAGAGGCAGGAAUCUUUAAGAAUGCAAGUGCAAUUGCAGUAUUUGGAAACCCCAAGCUAUGUGGAGGUAUACCUGAGCUACACCUUCCUAGAUGCAAGUCGAGAAGGUCCAGGACGACUAGUCCCUCAAUAAUCAAACUUAUGAUCGGUAUAAUAUCCGGGUUUUUGGGACUAUGUAUCGUGUCUGUUUCUAUAUUUCGUUGCUGGUUAAAGAAGGCGAAAAGGGAGCCUCCUCCUUCACANAAGGCGAAAAGGGAGCCUCCUCCUUCACAGUCGCUAGAAAUUAUACCUUUAAAAGUGUCUUACCAAAGUCUUUUCCGAAGUACCAAUGGGUUCUCUGAAGAUAAUUUCAUUGGUGCCGGAAGUUUUGGAAUCGUGUACAGAGGAAUUCUUGCUGAUAAUGUAAAGGUGCUUAACCUUUCAAACCAUAGAGCUUCCAACAGUUUCAUUGCAGAGUGCAAUACUUGGAGGAGCAUUAGACAUCGGAACCUAGUUAAAGUACUAAGUGUGUGUUCAGGUGUAGACUAUAAAGGUAAUGAUUUUAAGGCAUUAGUUUACGAGUUCAUGGCUAAUGGCAGUCUGGAGGAGUGGCUGCACCCGAGCGAACCUGAACUCAGAAGGUUAAAUCUUCUUCAAAGAAUGAAUAUUGCGAUUGAUGUAGCCAAUUCCUUGGAUUAUCUUCAUAACCAUUGCAUGUCACCAGUAGUUCACUGUGAUCUAAAGCCAGGUAAUAUCCUUCUAGACAAUGAAUUUGUUGGCCAUGUGGGAGACUUUGGUUUAUCAAGAUUCCUGUCAAAGGCAACCCAAAACUUUUCAACAACCGAAACAAGUUCAGAAUUGAUAAAGGGCUCCAUCGGAUAUGCUGCCCCAGAGUACGGAAUGGGAAGUGAGGUUUCAACAUUUGGAGAUGUGUACAGCUUCGGCAUUCUCCUGCUAGAAAUGUUUACAGGAAAGAGGCCUACAGAUGACAUGUUUAAAGAAGGUCUUGAUCUUUGCAGAUAUGUCAAGAAUGCAUUGUCCGACAGACUUGAUGAAAUUGUUGAUCCACCACUUCUUCAAGAAUUUCGAGAGAAUCCCACAAGCACAGAGAGUACGGAAAUACAUCAUUUAAGGGGAACACAAAAUUUUCGGAAGUGUCUGAUUUCAGUAUUCAGAAUCGGAAUAAUUUGUUCUGCUGAAUCUGCAACAGAACGAAUCAAUAUUGCUGAUGUUCUUGCUAGAUUGCACUCCACUAAAAAUAGUCUUCUUUAA